AUGCGGUGGUGGCGGGUGAUGCUAGUUUUGCUGCUGUGCGCUGUGUCCGGUUGUCGGUCAGGCCUGAGCGAGGCCGGUGUCGGCAUCGUCGGGUACCAGUGUUCCGAAAGCGGCACCUGUGCGGAUCCAAACUCAGAAUGUCGAUUUAACCGUUGCCAUUGCAAGCGAGGAUUCGACGUGACGUUUUCGCAGUACGGUUGCGUAAAACGAAAGAAGCUUCUGGAAAGCUGUACUAAAAGUGGUCAGUGCAUUAGUCCAUUUUCAAUGUGUGAUGGAAGCAAGUGUGUUUGUCAAAAGGGGUUCAAGGAGAAGAACGGCGCUUGUGUGCCUCGCAAGUAUUCGUGUAUGUCAGAGACACAACCGCUUAAAGGCGAAGACGGUUCUGUCAGCGUCUGUCGAUUGGUCAACGGCGAGGACACUUGUCCAACAGGCAGCUAUUGUGUCUCGUUCAGUGAGCGACACGACGUCGCUCAGUGUCACGAGACCAUGGUACAAUACGGCAUCUGUUGUCCGACUCCGGAGGCUAACGUAAUGCCCAAUCCAAAAUGCCCGGUUGGCGACACUUUCGUCAACUUCACCGAGUGCCAAAACUUCGAGCUGUACAGAUUUCAUUACGACCCACAUGUGCAUUCGAACGCUAAGGUGUGCUGCGUCCGCGCGUGCCCCUUCAACUUCGUCUACGUGGAGGGUGAAUGCUAUCCGAUCAGAUUCCUUCCCGGGGAACCGUGUACCGUUGACGAACAGUGCAACUGCGGAUAUUGCAAAGAUGGUGUAUGUGCCUGUAAAAACAAAUACCUCGAACUGUACGGAAAGUGUUACGGUAAGGAGUCACUCUCUUCCUUUACAGACCUCAACCGUCCGUCAUUGAUUUCUGUAGAAAAAAGAUGUCUGUUCAGCGACCAUCCAGUUCAAGACGAAAAACGGUGCUCCAGGGAAGCACCUGAGUGCCCGGAACACCAUAUCUGCAUCCAGGAACUAAAUCUGUGCUGCAUGCCGUCGCCAGUAUUCGGUGCGAGAUAA
This is a messenger RNA of Soboliphyme baturini, 1020 nucleotides long. Lineage: Eukaryota; Metazoa; Nematoda; Enoplea; Dioctophymatida; Soboliphymatidae. The record is from the annotation of a GenBank genome assembly.